Molecule: messenger RNA, 1163 nt
Organism: Mercurialis annua (annual mercury)
Lineage: Eukaryota; Viridiplantae; Streptophyta; Magnoliopsida; Malpighiales; Euphorbiaceae
Exons: 1
Coding region: 61-1155 (364 amino acids)
Cellular component (GO): endoplasmic reticulum
Source: RefSeq, a predicted model, not a curated record
CAAGUUUUUUUUUUUUUAGCUUUUAAUAGCCGUCCCAAUAUUUCUUUUCACAGCAAAACAAUGUCGUCGUCUACAAUCUCCUUCCUUCUGUUACUUUUAGCGACGACCUUCAUAUCCUCAACCACCGCAAAACCCCACAUAAUUAAUUUCCACUCACCAAAUCUCUAUCCAGAAGGCCUCACCUACGAUCCCGCCGCACAACACUUCAUCGUCGGCUCUCUUUACCACCGCACUAUCCACUCCGUUUCCGACGCCGGCAUCGUCGAAACCCUAAUCUCAGAUCCCUCCCUUCCUCCAAACUCCACCGUUUUAGGCCUCGCCGUUGAUUCUCGCUAUAACCGUCUCCUCGCCGUCAUCCACUCCGCCCCUCCUCUCUCUCCGUUCAAUGCUCUCGCCGCCUACGACCUCACCUCCCGCAGCCGCCUCUUCCUCUCUCUCCUCCCUGAAUCCAACGACGUCGCCGACAAACUCUCCGUCGCUAACGAUGUCGCCGUUGAUUUCAAAGGAAACGCUUACGUCACUAACUCCGGUCAAAACCUAAUCUGGAAAGUUAACAGUCACGGAGAAGCCUCAAUUUUCUCCAGAUCUCCGUCAUUCACGGAGUAUCCUAUUGCCGUUGACCAAAACUCAUCAUUUAGUGACUGUGGUCUAAACGGAAUUGCUUACGUCAGCAAAGGUUAUCUCCUCGUAGUGCAAUCCAACACAGGCAAGAUGUUUAAGGUUAACGAAGAUGACGGUCGAGCCAGGCCGGUUUUGUUAACGGAGGAUCUACCGUUAGCGGACGGAAUAUCUCUUCGUAAAGACGGCGUCGUUUUGGUUGUUUCCCCAAAUAAACUGUGGUAUAUAAAAAGUGAUGACAGUUGGAGUGAGGGUGUGGUUUAUGACCAAACUGACCUCGAUAUCGAGAGAUUUCCUACUUCAGUCACUAUAGGGAGAGAGGACAGGGCUUAUGUGUUAUAUGGGAGUGUUUUUGAGGGUAUGAUGGGAAAUGGAAAAAGGGAGUGGUUUGAUAUUGAGGAAGUUAAUUCGGUUAAGGAGAGUAAAGAGGAGAAUAUUUGGAUAUUUGUUUUGAUUGGUUUGGGUUUUGCUUAUUUUUGUUUUUGGAGGUUUCAAAUGAAACAACUUGUUACUAACUUGGAUAAAAAGAAUGGUUAAUUUGUUGA